Saimiri boliviensis boliviensis (Bolivian squirrel monkey) is the source of this 6900-nucleotide messenger RNA. RefSeq names its product adhesion G protein-coupled receptor L3 (gene ADGRL3). Gene Ontology annotation, cellular component: plasma membrane. Gene Ontology annotation, biological process: cell surface receptor signaling pathway; adenylate cyclase-activating G protein-coupled receptor signaling pathway. Gene Ontology annotation, molecular function: carbohydrate binding; G protein-coupled receptor activity. NCBI's taxonomy places the organism in Eukaryota, Metazoa, Chordata, Mammalia, Primates, Cebidae. The record is from RefSeq and is a predicted model, not a curated record.
UUGGUCUCUUCGGCAGCGUCUUAAGCGGCGGCGGCAGCAGCAGGGAGAGGAGGAGAAGCAGCCCCGGCUAUGACUACCGCAUGUUAAUAGCUGCCGCUGGGUCCCUCGGCUGCUGCUGGAGACAGAGCCUGACUCCGAAGUUGUGCAACUGUGGACUGGGAGAGACAUUUGAACCCUCUUUUCUCUUCGCUCCGCCUUUGCCCCCUCGGCGUGUGUGAAGCGAGGAACCUCAAGGAAGGCGAGCAUUUGGCUCUCGUUUCCCUUCCCCUUUCUCCGAAGCUGUGUGGGAGAAGAAAGGGAAGAGACUUUUUGUUGUUGUUUCCUUGACUGGGGUCUCCACCCUCCUGCUGCUUUCUCUGCGCUUCGAUUCUCCUUCUUAGCCGCCUGUGGUUGGGGGUGUCUGCACAGGGGCCGGCCGGUCUUUUGCCCCGGGCUCAAUGGCUGGAUUGUGGAAACUGCACUCAGGUUGUUGAGCAACUGAUGGGACGAUCUCAGGGACCGGCGGUUACGAAAGACAUGUUUAAUUUGGUAAAUCGGAGGAUAAAAACAUGGAUUUUUAGCAGUUGAAGAGCAAAUUAAGGUUUCAGAUUUGGAAUAUUGGUGUUUCUGUUCCGGAGGAAUUUUUCUUUUUCUUUUUAAUUUAAAGAACAAUCUUCAGUCUUGGAAUACAGAAGAGGAACUAGAAAUACACGUAUUUUGUUCCGUGUUUGAACACUCCUUCCUGAGGAAUACUCCCUACCUGAGUAGACAGCCAUGUGGCCAUCGCAGCUACUAAUUUUCAUGACGCUGUUAGCUCCAAUAAUUCAUGGUGGCAAGCACAGUGAGCGACAUCCAGCCCUUGCUGCUCCAUUGCGACACGCUGAGCGCAGCCCGGGAGGCGCUCUUCCACCCAGACAUCUGCUUCAGCAGCCAGCUGCAGAGCGCACCGCUGCUCAUCGCGGACAAGGGUCCCGUGGAGCUACCAGAGGAGUUCGUGGUCCAGGUGCCCAAGGAGCACAGACUGCAGCCCAAGCUUUCAGCCGUGCCCCAAUUCCGAUGGCUGUGGUCCGCAGAGAGCUGUCCUGUGAGAGCUAUCCUAUAGAGCUCCGCUGUCCAGGAACAGAUGUCAUCAUGAUAGAAAGUGCCAACUAUGGCAGGACUGAUGACAAAAUUUGUGACUCUGACCCUGCUCAGAUGGAGAAUAUCCGAUGUUAUCUGCCAGAUGCCUAUAAGAUUAUGUCUCAAAGAUGCAAUAACAGAACCCAGUGUGCAGUGGUGGCAGGUCCUGAUGUUUUUCCAGACCCGUGUCCAGGAACCUAUAAAUACCUUGAAGUGCAGUAUGAAUGUGUCCCUUACAAAGUGGAACAAAAAGUUUUUCUUUGUCCUGGACUACUAAAAGGAGUAUACCAGAGUGAACAUUUGUUUGAAUCUGACCACCAAUCUGGGGCGUGGUGCAAAGACCCUCUGCAGGCAUCUGACAAGAUUUAUUAUAUGCCCUGGACUCCUUACAGAACUGAUACCCUGACUGAGUAUUCAUCCAAGGAUGACUUCAUUGCCGGAAGACCAACUACAACCUACAAGCUUCCUCAUAGGGUGGAUGGCACAGGAUUUGUUGUGUACGAUGGAGCUUUGUUCUUCAAUAAAGAGCGCACCAGGAACAUAGUAAAGUUUGAUUUGCGAACUAGGAUAAAGAGUGGAGAGGCUAUCAUAGCAAAUGCCAAUUACCAUGAUACCUCCCCCUAUCGAUGGGGAGGCAAAUCUGACAUAGACCUGGCAGUAGAUGAGAAUGGGUUAUGGGUGAUCUAUGCAACAGAACAAAACAACGGUAAAAUUGUCAUUAGUCAAUUGAACCCUUACACCCUGCGGAUCGAAGGAACAUGGGAUACCGCAUAUGAUAAAAGGUCAGCUUCCAAUGCCUUUAUGAUUUGUGGGAUCCUGUAUGUGGUCAAAUCUGUAUAUGAGGACGACGACAAUGAGGCCACUGGGAAUAAGAUUGACUACAUUUACAACACGGACCAAAGCAAGGACAGUGUGGUGGAUGUGCCCUUUCCCAAUUCGUACCAGUACAUUGCAGCUGUGGAUUACAACCCCAGGGACAACCUUCUUUAUGUAUGGAAUAACUACCACGUCGUGAAAUAUUCUUUGGAUUUUGGACCUCUGGAUAGUAGAUCAGGGCAGGCACAUCAUGGACAAGUUUCAUACAUUUCUCCACCAAUUCACCUUGACUCUGAGCUAGAAAGACCGUCUGUUAAAGAUAUCUCUACCACAGGACCUCUUGGCAUGGGAAGCACGACCACCAGUACCACCCUUCGGACCACAACUUUGGGCCCGGGAAGGAGUACCACGCCGUCAGUGUCAGGAAGGAGAAACCGGAGUACUAGCACCCCAUCUCCAGCCGUCGAGGUGCUUGAUGACAUGACCACACACUUUCCAUCAGCAUCGUCCCAAAUCCCAGCUCUCGAAGAGAGCUGUGAGGCUGUGGAAGCCCGAGAAAUCAUGUGGUUUAAGACUCGUCAAGGACAGAUAGCAAAGCAGCCAUGCCCUGCAGGAACUAUAGGUGUAUCAACUUAUCUGUGCCUUGCUCCUGAUGGAAUUUGGGAUCCCCAAGGACCCGAUCUCAGCAACUGUUCUUCUCCUUGGGUCAAUCAUAUAACACAGAAGUUGAAAUCUGGUGAGACAGCUGCCAACAUUGCUAGAGAGCUGGCUGAACAGACGAGAAAUCACUUGAAUGCUGGGGACAUCACCUACUCUGUCCGAGCCAUGGAUCAGCUGGUAGGCCUCCUAGAUGUACAGCUUCGGAACUUGACCCCAGGUGGAAAAGAUAGUGCUGCGCGGAGUUUGAACAAGCUUCAGAAAAGAGAGCGCUCUUGCAGAGCCUAUGUCCAGGCAAUGGUCGAGACAGUUAACAACCUCCUUCAGCCACAAGCUUUGAAUGCAUGGAGAGACCUGACUACUAGCGAUCAGCUGCGUGCGGCCACCAUGUUGCUUCAUACGGUGGAGGAAAGUGCUUUUGUGCUGGCUGAUAACCUUUUGAAGACUGACAUUGUCAGGGAGAACACCGACAAUAUUAAAUUGGAAGUUGCAAGGCUGAGCACAGAAGGCAACUUAGAGGACCUAAAAUUUCCAGAAAACAUGGGCCAUGGAAGCACUAUCCAGCUGUCUGCAAACACUUUAAAGCAGAAUGGUCGAAAUGGAGAGAUCAGAGUGGCCUUUGUCCUGUAUGAUAACUUGGGUCCUUAUUUGUCCACGGAGAAUGCCAGUAUGAAGUUGGGAACAGAAGCUUUGUCCACAAAUCAUUCUGUUAUUGUCAAUUCCCCUGUUAUUACGGCAGCAAUAAACAAAGAGUUCAGUAACAAGGUUUAUUUGGCUGAUCCUGUGGUGUUUACUGUUAAACAUAUCAAGCAGUCAGAGGAGAAUUUCAACCCUAACUGUUCAUUUUGGAGCUACUCCAAGCGCACAAUGACAGGUUAUUGGUCAACACAAGGCUGUCGGCUCCUGACAACAAAUAAGACACAUACUACAUGUUCUUGUAACCACCUAACAAAUUUUGCAGUACUGAUGGCACAUGUGGAAGUUAAGCACAGUGAUGCGGUCCAUGACCUCCUUCUGGAUGUGAUCACGUGGGUUGGAAUUUUGCUGUCCCUUGUUUGUCUCCUGAUUUGCAUCUUCACAUUUUGCUUUUUCCGCGGGCUCCAGAGUGACCGUAACACCAUCCACAAGAACCUCUGUAUCAGUCUCUUUGUAGCAGAGCUGCUCUUCCUGAUUGGGAUCAACCGAACCGACCAGCCAAUUGCCUGUGCUGUUUUCGCUGCCCUCUUACAUUUCUUCUUCUUGGCUGCCUUCACCUGGAUGUUUCUGGAGGGAGUGCAGCUCUAUAUCAUGCUGGUGGAGGUUUUUGAGAGUGAACAUUCACGUAGGAAAUACUUUUAUCUGGUUGGCUAUGGGAUGCCUGCACUCAUUGUGGCUGUGUCAGCUGCAGUAGACUACAGGAGUUAUGGAACAGAUAAAGUAUGUUGGCUCCGACUUGACACCUACUUUAUUUGGAGUUUUAUAGGACCAGCAACCUUGAUAAUUAUGCUUAAUGUAAUCUUCCUUGGGAUUGCUUUAUAUAAAAUGUUUCAUCAUACUGCUAUACUGAAACCUGAAUCAGGCUGUCUUGAUAAUAUCAAGUCAUGGGUUAUAGGUGCAAUAGCUCUUCUCUGCCUAUUAGGAUUGACCUGGGCCUUUGGACUCAUGUAUAUUAAUGAAAGCACAGUCAUCAUGGCGUAUCUCUUCACCAUUUUCAAUUCUCUACAGGGAAUGUUUAUAUUUAUUUUCCAUUGUGUCCUACAGAAGAAGGUACGAAAAGAGUAUGGGAAAUGCCUGCGAACACAUUGCUGUAGUGGCAAAAGUACAGAGAGUUCCAUUGGUUCAGGGAAAACAUCUGGUUCUCGAACUCCUGGACGCUAUUCCACAGGCUCACAGAGCCGAAUCCGUAGAAUGUGGAAUGACACGGUUCGAAAGCAGUCAGAGUCUUCCUUUAUUACUGGAGAUAUAAACAGUUCAGCAUCACUCAAUAGAGAGGGGCUUCUGAACAAUGCCAGGGAUACAAGUGUCAUGGAUACUCUACCACUGAAUGGUAACCAUGGCAAUAGUUACAGCAUUGCCAGCGGUGAAUACCUGAGCAACUGUGUGCAAAUCAUAGACCGUGGCUAUAACCAUAACGAGACCGCCCUAGAGAAAAAGAUUCUGAAGGAACUCACUUCCAACUACAUCCCUUCUUACCUGAACAACCAUGAGCGCUCCAGCGAACAGAACAGGAAUCUGAUGAACAAGCUGGUGAAUAACCUUGGCAGUGGAAGGGAAGAUGAUGCCAUUGUCCUGGAUGAUGCCACCUCGUUUAACCAUGAGGAGAGUUUGGGCCUGGAACUCAUUCAUGAGGAAUCUGAUGCUCCUUUGCUGCCCCCAAGAGUAUACUCCACUGAGAACCACCAGCCACACCAUUAUACCAGAAGGCGGAUCCCCCAAGACCACAGUGAGAGUUUUUUCCCUUUGCUAACCAACGAGCACACAGAAGAGCUCCAGUCACCCCAUAGAGACUCUCUCUAUACCAGCAUGCCGACACUGGCUGGUGCGGCCGCCACAGAGAGUGUUACCACCAGCACCCAGACCGAACCCCCACCGGCCAAAUGUGGUGAUGCCGAAGAUGUUUACUACAAAAGCAUGCCAAACCUAGGCUCCAGAAACCAUGUCCAUCAGCUGCACACUUACUACCAGCUAGGUCGUGGCAGCAGUGAUGGAUUUAUAGUUCCUCCCAACAAAGAUGGGACCCUACCCGAGGGAAGUUCAAAAGGACCUGCUCAUUUGGUCACUAGUCUAUAGAAGAUGACACAGAAUUUGAAACCAACAAAACUGCUAACACCUUGUUGACUAUUCUGAGUUGAUAUAAGCAGUGGUAAUAAUGUGUGUACUCCUAAAUCUUUAUGCUGUCCUCAACAGACAAACACAAACUCUCAGACUUUUUUUUUUUUUUUUAAUGGGAUUUUUAGGUCAGCCCAGGGGAGAAAGAUAACUGCUAAAAUUCCCCUGUGUACCCCAUCCUUUCUUGUCCUUUCCCCUUCAGAUGGAGACUUCAUUAUGUUAAUGAACAAGAUAUGAAGAAAAUGGCACUCAUUGCGGCCUUGUUGAAUUAUGUUGUGUAUGGUUUAACAUCUCUGAUGCUCUGUUACUAAAAUUACAAGGACCUGCUUUUUGAAAGGCCAGAACAGUUGUCUGAAAUUAGUAACAAUGCUGCAUCUAUAUUGGAGUGACGCACAAAUAUAAAAGCAAAGCAAAACUGUAUCACCUAGUGGUUUUGGUCACUCAUAACCUGAAUUCACCACAGCUGGAAUAGCUGUGGAAAACAAUAAAACAACAAAAUUAAUAAUGAAAUGGAGGGGAAUUCUAGAAUUAUAUGCUAAAUGCAUAUUUUAUGAUUUGCUGUAUUAACUGAUGAUAAAACUAAUGGCAGAAAAAAGUUGAACAAUUUCUAUGUAAUGUACAGAUACUAGCAUUGCACAUAUAGUCUGCUUUCUGUUCCUCCAGAAUUUGAGUCCUGUUAAUGUAGUAGGAAAAAAAAAAAAAAAAUUCUUUUUCUUUUGUGCUGGUCUUGCAAGUUUGUCUACCAGUAAGAGAGCAAAGUUUCCUUCCUUUCUUCUCUUUCUUCCUUCAUUUUCUUUUUCUUUCUUUUUUUCUAUUUUGCCUUUUUUUUUUUCCUUUAAAAUUUCACCUGGCAAAAAAAUAAAUAAAUAAAUGAAACUAUCACUUUAUAAGAAUCAUUUUCUAGUAAUGCAAACAAAUUAUUUUUUACAAAAAAAUAAAUAAAAUAAAUAAGACUUCCUUCCCUCACUAUAUAUCUUUAUGCAGUCAGAAUAUUUCCAACAGUGUUUUUUUUUUUUUGCAAAUUAGAGCAGGACAAACUCUUAUGUUUACAGGGCACAUUUGUUGUCAUGCAAAGCGUAUUUGGCAAGCAGUCCAUCACCAGAACACUAGCUAUGAUUCUAGAAGUCAAGAGGUGUCUAUAGAACUAGUGGGGCCUCUGCAUGUGAAAAUGGUUUUCCAUAGGCAUUAAAUGCUGAAUACUCAGUCUGAUCCCCUAGUGGGCACCUGCACUACCAAUUUUUAGAGGAAAUUCACUCCCUUAUAGUAAGAACUGAAAGGUCAAGUUAUUUUGAAGUGAUUUUAAAAAAAAAUUCUUCUGUUUAUUAACAGGAAAAUUUAUUUAUUUGACAGGAUUUUGAGUAACGUAGGAAUACAAGAGGUAAAUUAGCAGCACAUAAUUUUUUUUUAAUUUAUGAUCCAUUUUGUAUGGUCUCAAAGUUGGAUGACCUCAUUACUAAUAUUUGUUGUAAAAGUGAAACUUGUUUGCCAACCAAUAAACAACUGAUUGAGAUUUAGAAGAUA